GAACGACCUAGUUCACUGUUCACUCUCUCUAAACUUUAUUUUUAUUUUUUCUGGGUUUUAUGCUUUCGAAAUUUCUUAACCAGUCAAGCUUUUUUCCUGAAAGCAUGAGGAACACUGAAAGCAGUUUUCGAAAUCGUGAUUUGAAGUUUUUAUCUUGAUUUUUAGCACUAAUACAUUCGUUUUGAAUUGUUUGAUUCAAGUUCUUGUGAUUUUUGAAAGAAGAUUUUGUUUUUCUGCCCCUUUCUAAUCUGCUUCGAGCUCAAUAAUGGAGAUAUGGUGAAUAUUUCGUCCCUCUAGAAUCCCUUAAGAAGAAAUGUUGAAAGAGAUUUUUCUUGCCCUGGAUUUAAAGACGAGGUUAAUUUCUGGGGAAAGCGGCCUCUACUUUUAGUAAAUUAUAAAAGAAUAUCUUCUCAAUGCAAUCCCAUGCAUUCCUCAUCAAUGGUCCUUCUGAAACUCGUUGAUGUUUGCUGUUGCGGUGACCAAUGGAGGUGUGGGUGAGAAAGGUUUGGCAGAUGGAAAGAACAAUAUGUGUUGUGAGCAGAAGGAAGAUAGGAAUGGAAUGAUGGGUGAUGGACAGGGGUUAGGCUCAUCUGAGGAAGAUGAUACUAGGGUUGAUGAUGCACCUGCAGUAGUAAACAAUGGGCCUGGAGGAUCAGUUCAAGUCCAUGAUGGUUGCCAGAUAGCGCAACAACAAUCUCAAAAUUCUGUCAUACGCUGGGAGAGGUUUCUCCCUAUUAGGUCUUUGAAAGUUCUUCUAGUGGAAAAUGAUGAUUCAACGCGUCAUGUUGUCAGUGCUCUACUACGGAAUUGCAGUUAUGAAGUUACUGCUGUUGCAAAUGGUAUUCAAGCCUGGAAAAUUCUGGAAGAUCUAAAUAAUCAUAUUGAUCUCAUCCUAACAGAGGUAGUCAUGCCUAUCUUAUCUGGAAUUGGCCUUUUAUGUAAGAUUAUGAGCCACAAAACUCUCAAGAAUAUUCCAGUGAUAAUGAUGUCAUCCCGUGAUUCUAUGGGUAUAGUUUUUAAGUGUCUAUCAAAAGGUGCAGUUGAUUUUUUAGUGAAACCUAUUCGGAAGAAUGAACUUAAAAACCUAUGGCAACACGUUUGGAGGAGAUGCCACAGUUCUAGUGGUAGUGGAAGUGAAAGUGGGACACAAAGUAAAAAAUCCACAAAGACAAUAAGUAACGAAGAGUCUGGAAACAAUUCUGACAGCAGCAAUGAGCUUUACGACAAUGGGAGCUAUGGUCUGAGUAAUCAGGAUGGAAGUGAUAAGGGAAGUGGCACACAGAGUUCAUGGACCAAAAGGACAGCUGAAUUUGACAGCCCUCGACCAAUAUCACCGUCAUUUCAAUUAGCUGAUGCUCCUGAUAGCACUUGUGCACAGGUGAUCCAUACAAAGCCUGAAACAUUUAGUAACAGAUGGGUGCAUGUCACUGAAGCAAAAGAAUGCCAGCAAAAGGACGACAAACAUGAUGAUAUUGCAAUGGGUAAAGACCUGGAAAUUGGAGCAUCUAGCAAUCCAGGUUUACAACAUGACUGUCAAUGUGAGAAUUUCUCUCCCUACCCCAAAAGCAUAAGGCAAAGCGAAAUUUCUGAGAUGUAUGUUAAGCCACUUGAGAAUGGGAAGUCGGAACCUAACAAUGAAAAUAUAUUCACCAAGCUGAAGGACCAAACUCCAAAGACAGCUAGUACAGAUGCCAAUUCUAUCAACCCACAUGUUGAAAGCAAAAAAUUUGGUAGUUCUGGUAUUGACGUCUCUCAACUCAAAGAUAAAUCAUGCUGUGAUUCUGGAGAGUUGCCAUCUCUUGAAUUAACUUUAAAAAGGCUGAAAGGAGUGAGAGACUGUGGAAAUGCUGUGAAUGAUGAUCGCAAUGUUUUAAGACAUUCAGAUUUGUCACCAUUCUCAAAUAUUAUAUAUGUAUACAUAUUUUGCAGAUAUAAUACUGCCUCUUCUGCUAAUCAGGGUCCCAUAGGGAAUGUAGGAAGUUUUUCUCCACUUGAUAAUAGUUCAGUUGCAAUGAAGACAGAGACUAUGCAUAAUAUUCCAUUUCAUUUAACUGAUGUUCUCAAUCAGCAGUCUAAUGGUAGUAGCAACAACAAUGACAUGGCUUCCACAGCUAAAAAUGUCACCCCUAAGCCCGAAGCUUUUAAUGACAAGUCAGUGUCCACAUCAGCUUUCAAAUCAUUUCAGUCUUCUGCCUUUCAGCCUGUGCAGAAUGGUCGUAUUUGUUCUCCUCAGCAAGUGAUACCUGGUAAGGUGGAGGAUGUAGGGUCUAACACUGUUCAUGCACCAUUUAUGGAUACCAAACAGCAAGUUGAAGUCCAGCACCAGCACCAUCACCACCACCACCACCACCACCAUUAUCACCAUCAUGUCCACAAUAUUCAGCAGCAUCAAUCAUUGCCAGACCAUGAUGAUAUUUCACUGAAGAACAUGGCAGCAGUUGCUCCACAAUGUGGAUCGUCAAAUGUGCUUGGUGGGAGAACCAAAGACAAUACUGGAAACUACAGUAUGAAUGGGAGUGUCUCAGGGAGUAACCAUGGAAGUAAUGGGCAAAAUGGAAGCAGCACUGCUUUGAAUAAUGGACUGACAUACAUGGAAAGUGACAAUAGGGAAGCUGGAAAUAAUGGAGCAGGUGGCAUAAGUGGGAGAAACAGCGGGAAUGCAUUAGAUGAAGAUCGAGUUGCACAGAGAGUGGCUGCAUUGUCCAAGUUUCGCCAAAAGAGGAAAGAAAGAUGUUUUGAGAAAAGGGUCCGAUAUCAAAGCAGGAAAAAAUUGGCAGAACAGCGACCUCGUGUCAAGGGACAAUUUGUUCGACAGACGAUGUCUGAAUCAAUAUUAGGAAGAGAUUGCCAGAGCAAUGACGUCACUUCUGAAGACAACUCUUGUGACCUUGUAAGAUAGCAGCAGAACAUAUGUACAUUGCUAACCCAACCCUUGUCCCUGUAGCACAUGUGAGUUUGUAAACAUUAGACUAGAAGUAGCCGUGCACAAGGGGAAUGGGUUCCAGGUUUGUACUAGAGGAGAUUUUCAGGUAGGGGUCUUUACCUUACACAAGAAACAUUUGUUUUAUUAUGGUUAUGAUACUUCAAAAGAUACUUUGUUCGCCUGUUUUGUGCUUGUAAACUACCAUGAAUUUGUAAACUUCCCAGAAAUGGGGUGACUUCUGAACAAAAACUCUCAUGUUGGUUGCGUCGUCAAUUCGUUUCUCUGUCUAGUAAAUGAAAUGGAUUGAGAUUCUCUCAA
This is a messenger RNA of Hevea brasiliensis (rubber tree), 3241 nucleotides long. RefSeq names its product two-component response regulator-like APRR3. The record is from RefSeq and is a predicted model, not a curated record. Bases 461 to 2899 code for a protein of 812 amino acids. NCBI's taxonomy places the organism in Eukaryota, Viridiplantae, Streptophyta, Magnoliopsida, Malpighiales, Euphorbiaceae. Gene Ontology annotation, biological process: phosphorelay signal transduction system; cytokinin-activated signaling pathway. Gene Ontology annotation, molecular function: protein binding. The transcript has 12 exons.